Trichoplusia ni (cabbage looper) is the source of this 2707-nucleotide messenger RNA. RefSeq names its product synaptic vesicle glycoprotein 2C-like. Bases 1181 to 2650 code for a protein of 489 amino acids. Gene Ontology annotation, cellular component: membrane. NCBI's taxonomy places the organism in Eukaryota, Metazoa, Arthropoda, Insecta, Lepidoptera, Noctuidae. The record is from RefSeq and is a predicted model, not a curated record. Gene Ontology annotation, molecular function: transmembrane transporter activity. The transcript has 12 exons. Gene Ontology annotation, biological process: transmembrane transport.
UUACCUUUUUUUGGUAGUUUUUAAUAAGUUACUCUGAAUUGUAUUGACUCGUAGACAAAGUUCGGAAUCAGUUGCGUUGUUUUUAUUGACGUGUAAAAUAUUCUGAGGGAGAGAGAAAGAAAAAAAAUUAAUAAUUAAAAACUCUGAAUUGCUAUUUCUUUUAAAUAAAAAUAUUCUCCCAAAAUUGAAACCACUUAGAAGCCAAAUAAAAUGUAAAUAUUAAAUUUAGUUUUGUUGCUAACCAAGUUAUGUACAUACAUAGAUUUCGUUUAAACGUUAGAAUUAAAUGAUUUAGUCAAAUGAAAAUAAAUUAUUUACACACAGAGCACUAGAAAUGAUUGUAUCGACAAUGUUGGAUAAGAUUCCGUCUGUCCCGAUGACGUCACUGAUUAGUUAAUUGAUUAAGGAGUCCAGGACACUCCCUGGCAAUCUUUUAGCGACAACCUUCACACAGCUGUGGAACUCCGGUUAUUUCGGUUGCUUAAUUGGAUAUAAUGUUGUUAUUUUUGUGACUGUGUCAUAGUUGUAUAUUUUUUUGUGUAAGUUCAUUUUGUUGGAAAGCAGAAAACCAAUUCUUUUUAGUAUUCAAUUUGAAAUAUUCACGUGAUUUGACGUCUUUUUAACAAACGUUUAAUUAGAUUUUUUUGUGUCUUGAAUUAAAAAUGUCUUUGUUAAAAAUCCGCUGUUAGGCAGAAUCAUACAAAACUAUCCAGCUGACAAAGUUUUGUAUGGGAGGACAAAACUAAAUACAUUAUAAUAUAUGAAUUAAUGGCUUAAAUGGGGAUCAAUAAAUUAAUCUAAAUAUCAUAUACCUACUAAUUGAAACCCCUAGUAUCCCUAUCACUCUUAUACUCAGUUUACGUCAAGUUACGAAUAUCGCGAGCAAUAAAUUACAAAUUGACAAUUAACAAUAAUAUACUGUAUUCUUUUGUUUGUUUAUCAUGUCGCUGUAUUUUUCCUGUUGGGGUGGGCAGAGCUCCAAGUAUCGGUAUUUGGCACUAUACGAGACGCUGUUAGAUUGGCCAUUGUUUAGUGUAUUAUGUAAUCUAUAUUAUUAAACUUGUUAACGCGAAAGUGUUUGUUUGCUGCUUUUAGGGAGAGCAAGGAGCGAGUCCAGCGCGCGCCCUUCGAGACCGCCCUGCACCACGCCGGUUACGGCUGCUUCCAAUGGCUGCUGCUGAUGUCGUGCGGCGCCAUCUACGCGGUGUGCGCGCUCAGCACCACCACGCUCAGCUUCGUGCUGCCCGCCGCAGAGUAUGACUUCCAUCUCUCCUCCAGCGACAAGGGACGGCUUACUGCCACGCCGCUUAUUGGUAUGUGCGUGGGCUCAUACUUCUGGGGUAACCUAGCAGACGCUAGAGGCCGUAAGAAGGCCAUCAUCGGGGCGCUCCUGCUGGACGCCCUCGCCGCCUUCCUCUCCAGUCUGGUGCAGUCAUUCCCCGCUUUCUUAGCGUGCAGGUUCUUCUCUGGGUUCGGCAUCAUCGGCGCCACCGGCCUCAUCUUCCCUUACUUCGGAGAUUUCCUGUCUCUCAGGCACCGGGACGUCAUGCUGUGCAGGCUUGAGGUCUUCUGGACAUUUGGCACCAUUCUGUUGCCAGGCAUCGCAUUCCUCAUCAUCCCUGACUCCCGGUUCAACCUGACGGCGGUGGGGGCUGACUUCCAGUACACUUCGUGGCGGGUCUUCGUGGCGGCGUGUGGGAUCCCCAGCCUGCUGGUGGUGCUGCUCCUCAUCCCCUUCCCCGAGAGCCCGCGCUACCUGCUCUACGCCAACAAGGCGGAGCAAGCCCUCACCGUGCUGCAGAGGAUAUUCGUUGUUAAUACUAAGCUUAGUGAGAAGGACUUUCCAGUGGAAUCCAUGAUAAGUGCAUAUGAAGGCGAGGACGAGGAGGUGGUGUCAGCAGACACGAACGGCAACGAGACGAAGGCGCCGCUGACGUGGAGCCAGCGCUGGGACGCGUUCUGGGUGCGCAAGAAGAUGCUCGUCACGCCGCCGUACAUCGGGCUGCUCGUGCUCUGUUGCUUCGUGGACUUUGGUCUUAUGUUCAGUUACUACACACUGAUGAUGUGGUUCCCGGACCUGUUCGAGAGGUUCAGCCAGUUCUCGUCACUGUAUCCUGACGUGUCAGCGGGAGUCUGCGAGGUCUCACUCGCUCUCGCCAAUGACACCGCCGAGUUGGCUGGCAAGCUGCAGACCUUGGACGACAAGGUGUACAUCCACACGCUGGUGGUGGCGCUGAGCUGCGUGCCCACCGCGCUAUGGGUGGGACUCACCAUCAAUGUAGUGGGCAAGAAGCUUAUGUUGGUAAUGAUGUUGAUCAGCUCCGGGCUGGCGGCGCUGGGGCUGAACCUGGUGCGAUCCUCUCUGGAGAACCUCAUACUGUCCUGCGUGUUUGAGGCCAUCGUCAGCUGCACGGAGGCUGUGCUGUUCUGUGUCAUCUGCGAGAUAUUCCCUACUAAAGUCGCUGCCACGGCUAUGGCGGUGACGGUCAUGUGCGGCCGGAUAGGCGCCAUCGUUGGCAACGUCAUAUUCGGAGCCCUCGUCGACGAGUACUGCAAAGUACCCAUCUACAUGUUCGGAACGUUGCUUAUAUCGAGCGGGUUGCUGUGUAUAAUACUCCCCAAGAGUACGCGCCCCGAGCGACCGACGUGAAGCCGCAUAGUAAUAGCGUUAUAUUUUUAUAUCAAUUAAAUAAUUAUAUCCACAACA